Stylophora pistillata is the source of this 2491-nucleotide messenger RNA. RefSeq names its product transcriptional regulator Erg. The record is from RefSeq and is a predicted model, not a curated record. Lineage: Eukaryota; Metazoa; Cnidaria; Anthozoa; Scleractinia; Pocilloporidae. Gene Ontology annotation, molecular function: sequence-specific DNA binding; protein binding.
UCCCUAUUAUUACAUGACAAUAGUCGUUGGGUCAUCUCGGAACUGGGGAAACGGUACACGAAAUGGAUUCUUCACAAAGAUCCUGACAAACGGCGGUUGUGCUUAUAUUCCAGCAGAGUUUCGUUCAGUCUUAGACGGUAGUUCUUGUUAAAGCAUUGAUCACGGCGGAUUGGCGUCGCUAGCAGAAAGACCGCGGUCUGCACUACGCUGCUCUGAUUUACGAAUUUCAAUAUAAGAAAUUGGUCCGAGACAAUGAGCGAUCCUGUUGCUAUUCGAGUUCUCAUCGACGAUGGCACGCCGCGAAUGUCGUUUCCUUUCCGAAUUCAUCUUUCCUUGACGGUCUUUCGACUGAAACAAAUGAUAGAGGCGCAAGAGGGCUUUACUGUUGGAGAACAAGAUGUUUUCUUUCACGGAAAUCCGCUUCAAGACAAUCUCACACUAGGACAGCAAGGAAUUAUGGAGGAUACCCAACUUGAUAUUCGAGUUAAUUUUCAAGACAUUCCGUCUCCAACAAGAAAGAAGGGAAGCACAUCAACAUCUGAAGAUUGUGUUGUACCAGAUAUUGAUGAUGAAGAUAAUGUGUUUAACUUUGAACAGCCAAGAGUGCCAGCUGAUCCAAGAAUGUGGAACAAAUGGGAAGUGAUGGAGUGGCUGAAAUGGGCAACAGAGAGAUACAGCAUACGGGAUGUAACAGCUGACAAAUUCUUGAUGAAUGGGAAAGGCUUGUGUAUGCUUGGUGUGGAUGGUUUCCUCUACAGAGUUCCCCGAGGGGGUGAUGUUCUUCACAGUGAUUUUAACAAACGUGUGACGGCAGCAGUGGAACAGUCGCGCCAUAUGCAGAGCUAUCUUAAUCCUGGUGCAUCGAACUUCUACUACGUGUAUUGAAGAGACAAGAUAAUUUAUUUGAAAAAGUACAGACUAUUGAAAAGAGUAUGAUAUAAUGCAGGCAACCACAAGUCAGGGCUGCAGCUUAUAAAGAAUGUACACUAAUUAUUUAAAAAAAAUUGCUAUUUGUAUAUAUUGUGCAUUUGGAAUGGGUUUGCCUUAAUGCGCUCAAAUUCACAGUUCAUGUAGUUAUAAUGGUCAAGAUUUGGUUACAGCUUUUGAAUAUCAUUGUAUUUUAUGAAGACCAAUUUCUGAAAAUGGGCUGGGGUUAAUUUAUUUAACAAAAAGAUUUUUUAAGAUCUGUUUUUACUCUGGGGCCUAACUCUGCUCAUUAUGAAUGACAAUGUGAAUUCACUUGUCGACAAGACAAGCUGAUGUGAAAAAUAUUAUGUUGUUAGAAAGAUGCAUCUUUUCUCUUUUCGUGUAACCUUUUAUACAGGUAAAACUUUGCAUCAUUGCUUUAAUUGUAAGAUCUGUGUGUUUAUUCUGUUUAGUUUUCUUGUAAGGAUAACUUUUGGAAGCCAUAGAUCAUAAGAGUCAGACGUAAUAGUAAUGUUGAAGGAAUGCUUUGAACCUUGGGAGUGAUCAACAGUAUUCUCCUUGUUAAAGUGGUAACUGGGAAAAUUUACAACCUUUAACCUCUCCUUAGGAAUUCUUGAAAAUUCAACAGGUUAAUGACUGCUCUAUCCAUUUGAAAACUUACUUAACCUGUCGUGCUUGAAAUCUGAGAGAAUGAUGUAUCAGAGUCAAAUUUUUAUGAUUAUUUUAGUCACUAUCAGCUAGUGUAUUGGUAACAGUAGAUCCUUAGUUCAAUCCAGUAAUGCAUGAGAGUGAAUAUGUUUAGAGUUUAGAAAAGGUAGAGCUGUGUUCUGUGGCUAGCCACUUACUAGAGUUUUGUGUAUGCAAACGUGAAUCCAGUGUAAGUUACUGACAGAUAACUAGACCCAUUAUUCUUAACCAUGGCGUUCUGGAGAUCUCUUUGAGGAUUAAGACCAUCCAGAAAUUUCUCCAUCUUUACCAGAGCUUGAGAAGGGUAGAUAAAAAACUGUAGUAAAGAUGGAAAAGUUUACAGUUCAAGCACCAGCGUAGUUCACUUUUAUUACUUCUUUCAGUAUUAUUAUAGUUCCAAAGCUUUUAGUGGUAACAUAGCCUUACUAAAUUUUUGUUCUCACUCGCUUCUUGCAAAGUAUGGUACAAGCUGAUGUACUUGUGUAGUAAAAGUAAUAUUCUGCUUGGAAGAAACAAUGUGUAUAUGAAUUGAAGCUAAAAGAUCUGCUGUAAAUUUUAGCAUUAAAUUUUAAGUGAAUUAUAAUCUCGAAAAAUAUGGAAAGCCCAAACAAUUGAAAGAGCUAAGUAAUUAUAGAAGAAGAAAAUGAAAAGUCAUUGCAUUUCCAAAAUUUAUCUUCAAAGUUGCACCCUUGCACUUCACAGCAAAGAAGUAUUCUUUAAUCUUCAAACUGUUUUCUUUAAAAAAAGAAAGACUAGUUUAUAUGUGCAGUUGUUAAACAACGGACAUUUUAUCUACGUGACAUUCAAAGCAUGGUAAAUUGCUGGGCCAGAUUGUAUUUCAAUGAAACAGAUAAUAAAUUUUUUAUUGGUUCUUCUU